This is a messenger RNA of Prunus mume (Japanese apricot), 3218 nucleotides long. RefSeq names its product Leucine-rich repeat protein kinase family protein. Gene Ontology annotation, molecular function: protein kinase activity; protein binding; ATP binding. The record is from RefSeq and is a predicted model, not a curated record. Lineage: Eukaryota; Viridiplantae; Streptophyta; Magnoliopsida; Rosales; Rosaceae. Gene Ontology annotation, biological process: protein phosphorylation.
UUCAAAGUAAAAGGAAACGCGAACUUAAAAAUGAACCAGAAAUCAUUAUUUUGAUUGGGAAAAAGAAGAUUCCAAAAUGGCACAAGGAAACGAACGUGAAUGAACAUUCCACAAACUCAUCAAUCAAAAAAGUGAAAGGUAAGUGGUGUACUACCACAGAUUGGACCAUGUGGAGCUUAACAAACAGUUUCAACCUCUUCCAUCAAUAAACCUCAAAUUCUGAACACUGGUAGACUUCAAAAGAAUUAUUUUGUCUUUCUCAUGCCAUGUUCAAUGGGUUCAUCCUUCAACUGCCUGGUCAUUUUUCUUUACUUUGCAUCAUCUGUUGUGUGCCAAGUUAAAGAGUUUGUAAGUAUAGAUUGUGGAGGGACAAGAAAUUACACUGACCCAAGUACUGGACUAGCAUGGAUUUCAGACUUGGGGCUCAUGAGCCAGGGAACAUCAGUACAAGUAGAAAACCCAAAUGGAAACUUGAUGCAGUAUCAGAGUCGCAGAGAUUUUCCCAUAGACAGCAAGAAGUAUUGCUACACUUUGAGCACAGAAGAGAGGAGGAGGUAUCUAAUCAGAGCAACAUUUCAAUAUGGCAGCCUGAAAAGUGAAGACACUUACCCCAAGUUUGAGCUUUACUUGGAUGCUACUCAGUGGUCUACUGUGACCAUAUUUAAUGCUUCAAGAACAUAUGUGAAUGAAAUGAUCAUCAGGGCAUCGUCCGGUUCGGUUGAUGUGUGCAUAUGCUGUGCAACAACUGGGUUUCCAUUUAUAUCCACUCUGGAGCUGAGGCCUUUGAAUCUUUCCAUGUAUGCUACAGAUUUUGAGGAUCAUUUCUUCUUGACAGUGGCAGCUAGAGUGAAUUUUGGUGCUCCAAGCAUAGAUGUCAUAAGGUACCCAGAUGAUCCAUAUGACAGAAUUUGGGAUUCUGAUAUUGUGAAAAGGCAAAAUUAUCUGGUAGGGGUGGCCUCAGGAACACAAAGAAUCAAUACAUCAAGGGAUGUAAACACAAAUAGUAGAGAAUAUCCACCUGUUAAAGUAAUGCAGACUGCAGUUGUUGGCACAAAAGGACUGUUGACCUACAGACUGAAUCUUGAUGGUUUCCCAGCCUAUGCUCGAGCUUAUGCUUACUUUGCAGAAAUUGAGGAUUUGGGUGCGGAUGAAAGUCGAAAAUUCAAAUUGGAGCAACCUUCAUUGGGUGACUCUAACAGUGCAGUGGUAAAUAUUGCUGAAAAUGCGAAUGGGGACUACACUCUUUACGAGCCGAGUUACAUGAAUGUGAGCCUGGAGUUUGUUCUGUCAUUUUCCUUUAGGAAGACCCCCGAUUCUACUCGAGGGCCGCUUCUAAAUGCACUGGAGAUAAGUAAAUAUGUACGAAUUGCUACAAAGACUGAUAGGCAAGAUUUGAAUGUUCUCAAUGCCCUUCGCUUCAUGUCUGCCGAAAGUCUGUCGGUAGAUGAAGGGGAUCCUUGUGUUCCAACUCACUGGGAUUGGGUGAAUUGUAGUAGCUCCACAACACCAUUGAGAAUUACAAAAAUUGACCUGUCAGGAAAGAAUGUGAAGGGUGAGAUUCCCUUGGAGCUUAAUAACAUGCAGGAGUUGAUAGAGUUGUGGUUGGAUGGUAACUACCUUACUGGACCAUUUCCUGACAUUAGUAAUCUUAUCAAUUUGAAAAUUCUGCAUCUAGAGAAUAACAAAUUGACUGGUCCACUACCUUCUUACCUGGGUAGCUUGCCAAGCUUACAAGAACUGUACAUACAGAACAACUCUUUCAGUGGUGAAAUUCCUGCAGGACUGUUAACUGGGAAAAUCACUUUUAAUUUUGAAGAUAAUCUCAGGCUGCAUAAGGGGGCACAAAAACAGAAACAUUUUAAGUUGAUAAUUGGAAUUUCAGUUGGAGUACUUGCGAUUGUAUCAAUUUUGUUAAUUGGGAGCCUAUUGCUAUUACGCAAUCUUCAAAGAAGAUCAUCUCAUCAGAGAAGUAAUGAAAAAGGUGAUUCUAUGCGCAUCAGCACAAAGCCUUCAACUAGGCAUUCAAUUUCCCGAAUGGACGAAGGCAUAGCUUGCUACAUUACACUCCCUGAUCUGGAAGAAGCCACUAACAACUUUUCGAAAAAAAUUGGCAAAGGAAGCUUUGGAUCAGUCUAUUAUGGGAAGAUGAAAGAUGGAAAAGAGGUAGCAGUUAAAAUGAUGGCUGAUUCAUCUACCCAUAUGAAUAAGCAGUUUGUGACUGAGGUAGCACUCUUGUCAAGAAUUCAUCAUAGAAACUUGGUUCCUCUAAUUGGAUACUGUGAGGAAGAGCAUCAAUGCAUUCUGGUUUACGAGUAUAUGCACAAUGGAACCUUACGGGAUCAUAUACACGGUUCUACCAGCCAGAAGCACUUGGACUGGCAAACUCGCCUUCGUAUUGCAGAAGAUGCAGCUAAAGGUCUUGAGUACUUACACACUGGAUGCAACCCUAGUAUCAUCCACCGGGACGUAAAAACAAGCAACAUUCUCCUAGACAUCAACAUGAGAGCGAAGGUUUCAGAUUUUGGAUUGUCUAGGCAAACCGAAGAAGAUUUAACCCACGUAUCAAGUGUAGCUCGAGGAACAGUAGGCUACCUUGACCCUGAGUAUUAUGCUAGUCAGCAAUUGACUGAGAAAAGUGAUGUAUACAGUUUUGGUGUUGUUCUAUUGGAACUGAUUUCAGGAAAAAAGGCUGUGUCAACAGAAGACUUUGGUGAUGAGUUGAACAUUGUUUACUGGGCAAGAUCAUUAAUUCGUAAAGGGGAUGUGGUAAGCAUCAUAGAUCCUUUUCUACAAGGAAAUGUCAAAAUUGAUUCCAUUUGGAGAAUUGCUGAAGUUGCAAUCCAAUGCGUUGAGCAACAUGGAGUUUCCAGGCCAAGAAUGCAGGAAAUAAUCUUGGCCAUCCAAGAUGCUAUGAAGAUUGAGAAAGGCACAGAAGCCAGCCAAAAAAUAUCUCCCACUCCCAGCAGCAGUAGCUCAAGAGCACAAUCCUCCAGGAAAACUUUGCUAACAAGCUUUCUUGAAAUUGAGAGCCCUGACAUAUCAAACGGUUGCCUUGUCCCAUCUGCCAGAUGACCUUUCAUCUCUUUUCAUAAUGAAAAUCGUAAUGCUCUUGCUUUUUUGCACAAUGUAUAUGUAUAUGCAGGUCGUGUCAUAUUGCUGUUAGAAAAAGAACUUUUACCAAAAGGUGUUUUAGAAUUACAUUACACUUGCGAAUUCUC